GAGGCAGAGUGGGACCCUGCAUGCACCAUGCCGGCCACCUUUCCCUGGCGCCCACCCCAACUGCACCCAUCAGCCCCCACACCAGGGCGAGGACCCAGGGCACGCCCUCCUGUCUGCGGGGCCGAAGGCCUGGCGUCCACUUGCAACCUGCCAGUGUCUGGCUGGGUGAGCCCGGAGAAGGGAGUUAGAGCAGAAGGCGCCGCUGUCUGCCUUGGCCUCCCCUGAGCACCGAGGGGUGGGUGGGGCAUGCCUGUGCUGUCUGGUGGGCACUGGCCGCUGGCCCUGAUAGCACCAGCUGCCUCAGGCGGAUAUGGCCGAGGGGAAACCAAAGGCGAGGCCAGAGCUGCCCAAAGAGGCUGUCCCAGCGGAGGGCCCCCUGCUGGCAGAAACAGGUCCCUGACAACACUGACUCCACGGGCACAUCCUCAGAUAUUCCAGGAGCCGCUGGUACUCAAUGUGGGAUCCAGGUCUAGCUCUGCCCUGGCCCCAGAUAUUCCAGGAGCCCUGCCAAGGCUGAGGGUGUCAGACCCCCAGAAGGGAACACACAGCAAGAGCAGAAGUUCCUGCCAGCUGUGCCCCACGCAGGCUCCCUGUCAGAGAAGUACGGGAAGUGAGGAGUCCAGCCAAGCCAGCCAAGAGAGGCUUGGCUUCCUACCGGGGUGACCCCGGCAGCAGCUUGUCCUUCCUGACCGGCUGCCGGCCCACAGGCACCUGUGUGGGCACAAGGGCCUCCAAGGCUGAAGACGGAGAAAAGGGCAGGGAUGGGCACCCCCAGCUCCUUGCCUGUGGGUCCCUGUGGUCUCCGCCUACAGCCCCUGCCUCUCUCAAGGUCACCCUCGCCUCCAGAAAGGUCACUGCCAUGGGGCUUCCUACACCCCGCUCCCCCCUGAGACCCUCAGACGGCCCAACCAGCGUUCUUGUCUCCUGCUGGGAUCUCAGCCACACCAGCCUCUCCACAAGCAGUCCCGGACGAGGUGCGAUGUGUCCCCCGGCCCUCUGCCCCCCAGCCAAGUGCGAGGCCACCCGACCCCCCACCAGCUGUGGUUCCAGCCCACUGGCCCGCCUUCUGGGUUCCCCUUGCCCCCCAGGGCACCCUUCCUUUAUGACUUCACCCACGGAAGUCACCGGACAAUGCUGAACGUUCCACCCGAGCAGGGCCUCCAGGAGGCAGGGCAGCCACCGCCAGCCCAGAGGACUCUGCAGUGCGGGUGCGGACACUGCUGGCCCAUGUCUCACCGGGGUGCAGAGAGCAGCCUCAGAGGCACAGGGUGCUCCCGGCACCAUGGACGAUGCUGCCGUCCUCAAGCGGCGAGGCUACAUCUUGGGGAUAAAUUUGGGAGAGGGCUCGUACGCAAAAGUCAAAUCCGCGUACUCUGAGCGCCUGAAGUUCAACGUGGCGGUCAAGAUCAUCGACCGCAAGAAAGCCCCCACAGACUUCUUGGAGAAGUUCCUUCCCCGGGAAAUCGAGAUUCUGAUCAUGCUGAACCACCGCUCCAUCGUCAAGACCUACGAGAUCUUCGAGACGUCCGAGGGCAAGGUCUACAUCAUCAUGGAGCUGGGGGUCCAGGGCGACCUCCUCGACUUUAUCAAAACCCGGGGGGCCCUGCAGGAGGAGGACGCGCGCAAGAAGUUCCACCAGCUCUCCUCCGCCAUCAAGUACUGCCAUGACCUGGACAUCGUCCACCGCGACCUCAAGUGCGAGAACCUGCUCCUCGACAAGGACUUCAACAUCAAGCUGUCCGACUUCGGCUUCGCCAAGCGCUGCCUGCGGGACGAGGGCGGCCGGCUGGCCCUGAGCAAGACCUUCUGCGGGUCGGCCGCGUACGCGGCUCCCGAGGUGCUGCAGGGCAUCCCCUACCAGCCCAAGGUGUACGACAUCUGGAGCCUGGGCGUGAUCCUCUACAUCAUGGUGUGCGGCUCCAUGCCCUACGACGACUCCAACGUCAAGAAGAUGCUGCGCAUCCAGAAGGAGCACCGCAUCAACUUCCCGCGCUCCAAGCACCUUACGAGCGAGUGCAAGGACCUCAUCUACCGCAUGCUGCAGCCCGAUGUCGGCCGGCGGCUGCAGAUCGAAGAGGUCCUCAGCCACCCCUGGGUGCAGCCCAGGGCCGGGGACCUCAGCAAGGAGGGGGGCGGCCUCCUGGCCCCCGAGGCCCGGCGGACCCCCGAGCCCUCGCGGACUGCCGAGCCCCCUCGGACCCUCGCGCCCCCUCGGACCCUCGAGCCCUCUCGGACCUCGGAGCACAGCUCUGAGAAGUCCACUCUCCCCCCGGAGUCCCAGGAGGAGGCCGAGCCUGAGGAGAUGCCAGAGUCCAAGCCCCAGGAGGAGACGGGGCCAGGGCAGGGCACCGGGCAGCUGGAGCCCAUGGAAAGGCGCUCUCUAAAGCCCCCGCAGAACCCGUGAGCCUCCCCCAGGGCCCAGGGGCUGGCGGGCGGAGGCAGAGACACAAGGCCGUGAUGGUCGACCCCCCAGAUGAGCCACUAUUUUUGUCAAUUUCCCUCCUUCCUCUGAGCAUGCUACAGAAGCAAUAAAUCACUAUAUUGGUCCAUAAACAGGGUGUAGGGUCAAUGAGCUCUAGCCAACAUCAC
Pipistrellus kuhlii (Kuhl's pipistrelle) is the source of this 2589-nucleotide messenger RNA. RefSeq names its product testis-specific serine/threonine-protein kinase 1. The record is from RefSeq and is a predicted model, not a curated record. The transcript is spliced from 2 exons. Lineage: Eukaryota; Metazoa; Chordata; Mammalia; Chiroptera; Vespertilionidae. Gene Ontology annotation, molecular function: tau-protein kinase activity; ATP binding; protein serine/threonine kinase activity. Gene Ontology annotation, biological process: protein phosphorylation; intracellular signal transduction; microtubule cytoskeleton organization. The coding region runs from base 1283 to 2404 and encodes 373 amino acids. Gene Ontology annotation, cellular component: cytoplasm.